Microplitis demolitor is the source of this 261-nucleotide messenger RNA. Its product is annotated as GATA zinc finger domain-containing protein 15-like. The annotation marks the transcript as partial. The transcript has a single exon. NCBI's taxonomy places the organism in Eukaryota, Metazoa, Arthropoda, Insecta, Hymenoptera, Braconidae. The record is from RefSeq and is a predicted model, not a curated record.
AAUAAUAAUAAUAAUAAUAAUAAUAAUAAUAAUAAUAAUAAUAAUAAUAAUAAUAAUAAUAAUAAUAAUAAUAAUAAUAAUAAUAAUAAUAAUAAUAAUAAUAAUAAUAAUAAUAAUCAUAAUAAUAAUAAUAAUAAUAAUAAUAAUAAUAAUAAUAAUAAUAAUAAUAAUAAUAAUAAUAAUAAUAAUAAUAAUAAUAAUAAUAAUAAUAAUAAUAAUAAUAAUAAUAAUAAUAAUAAUAAUAAUAAUAAUAAUAAUAAU